This is a messenger RNA of Drosophila hydei, 1711 nucleotides long. RefSeq lists its product as uncharacterized. NCBI's taxonomy places the organism in Eukaryota, Metazoa, Arthropoda, Insecta, Diptera, Drosophilidae. The transcript has 5 exons. Bases 342 to 1445 code for a protein of 367 amino acids. The record is from RefSeq and is a predicted model, not a curated record.
AGACGCAUUUUCAGUUGCCAAACGAUACGAAAAGCGAACGCAUUUCAGCGUGUAAAGUCGAACAUUUGAAAAUAAAAGUGUGCUCAGACAAUUUUUUAUUGGCCAGUUUGUGGCUGUUGUUAUUGUUGUUGUUAUUGCUGCCGUAGUAUUCAAAGUGUUAUCGAAAAUUAAACGAGUCGCAAAAACAAAUUGAAAAUCGCUAAACUUAAUUAGCCCAUGUUACGGACCCGCUGCGAUUUCCAUUCAACGCGUCCGGUUGAUUUAGUUGUUUAAAGCACCUCGCAAUCGUCGAUUGUGGGAGUAAUUGUUGUGUGGACGUCUGAUAUAGGUAGUCAGUCAAAAUGUACGGGCGUCCAGCAUUGGGCAUUAGGAACUUUGAUUCCCUCAAGACCUGGGCCAACUGGGCAGGUGCCCUCGGCCUGGUGCAAGCUGUCAUAUGGAUCGGUCUGACGAUAACGGCAAUCAUUGCGUAUACCUGCAACAUUUACAUCGGCAACAAAAUGAACUAUGGCAACUUCGUGAAGUUCAUCUUCUUCGACGUCUACUUCCACGGCAGCUGCAAGAUGUCGUUGGAUGCCUAUCAGAGCUACAAUCGCACCAUGAUCAAUAGCGUUGAUACCGUCUUCGAUCCCACACAGCUGCUCAUCUGGGACUGCGUUUACCUUGGACUCGCGGUCUGCUGGUUCAUUGUAUCGCUGCUGCUCCUGACAGCCUUGAACAAAGAUAAUGUGAAGCAGACGUUGAGCGUGAUCUAUAGCUGGGCAUUCUUCGUGGGCGUCAUCUGUGCCAUGGAUCUGGUGGCUGGCGUUAUCUUUGGCGUUGACUAUAGCCGCUUCCAUGGGCGGGCAUCCGACUUCAAUGCGAACUCUAUGAACAGUGGCUACGUGGAUCCCAAUGCGGCGCAGCUUGUCGCUGGGGGCGUGGCAGCCAUAUCAAUGAUGAUCAUCGCCUUCAAGGGCUUCAUCAUGUGGCUGAUCAACCUGCACUUGCUCAUCUAUCUGGUGUCGCGGGCGGUGCAAAUUAACCAAGAUAAGGAUGGUUCGGACACGCUGUUCAUGCCACGCAAGGACUCCAACGACAUACUUAGCAGCAGACCCCCAAUACGCGCCUACGAGGAGGAGAAACUCGAGGUGCAGGCUUAUAACAAUGAUGCCUUCAUGCCGGAGACUCGCUCCACGGCGGAGACCAUCGAGGUAAACGAGGAGGCUAUUGUCCGCGCUGCUCAUAUGUCACGCGACGCGAACCUGAUGGAUCGUCGUUUCCGCAGCAUCGAUGCCUUCCAGCAGUAUCCGCUGCCCAACCCGAACAACAGACCCGCACGACAGUCCUCCCAGGGUCCUGUACAAGAGACAAUAGUUAUGGCCUCUACUGGUUUCCCAAUGCCCGACUAUUCGCCACAGCCCAGCCCCAAUCCCAAUGGCAUACUACGUCAUCAUCAGUACUAAAUGUGUGCCAAGGCAAUUCUACCUAAAGUAAUCCAUAUAAUUCUCAAAUAUUUAACGCCCCCACCCUAGCCAACGCCCUCGCCACACAAUUAAAGACAGCAAGAAGUAGAGCAGUUAACAUUAAGUAACAAACAUUUACUUGGCGCCAAUUGUAGUUUUAUCAGAGUAUUAUGUUCUAUUUAUUUACGGUCAACUAACAAUAGAUGUAUAUAUGCUAUUAUCUGUGAAUACAAUAUAUACAAAAUAUACAUAUUUAUACUUAUUUG